Molecule: messenger RNA, 825 nt
Organism: Wasmannia auropunctata (little fire ant)
Lineage: Eukaryota; Metazoa; Arthropoda; Insecta; Hymenoptera; Formicidae
Product: endothelin-converting enzyme 1-like
Exons: 5
Biological process (GO): protein processing
Cellular component (GO): plasma membrane
Molecular function (GO): metalloendopeptidase activity
Source: RefSeq, a predicted model, not a curated record
AUGGUAUCAGAGGAAACGAAAUACGAUGAUAUUUGUUUAUCACCUGAAUGCAUUCACAAAGCCUCUGAAGUAAUAAAAAACAUGAAUCCUAAUGUGCACCCUUGUGAUGACUUUUACAAAUUCGCCUGUGGUGGCUUUCUCGAAUCCAGGAUUAUUCCUGACGACAAAACUAGUGUGUCUACGGACUCUGUUAUCGAUGAUGAUCUGAGAGAACAACUACGGCUAAGUAUCGAACAGCAGAGUCCUCCAAACGAAUUGAAACCAUUUAGACUUGUCAAGGAUCUCUACAAGGCCUGCAUGAACAAAACCGCUAUCGAGCAAAGAGGAUUGACGCCAUUAUUGAACAGCCUAAAGAAACUCGGUGGCUGGCCCGUUUUGAACGGUAAAAGAUGGAACGAGGGCAACUUCACUUGGAAAGAUUCCGUUUAUAGAUUCCGCAGAUUAGGCUGUCCCAUUAAAUACUUCAUCAGUUUCAGUGUUUAUAUCGACUGGAAAAAUAAUUCGAGACGUUUAAUCACCCUCGGUCAAGCAUCGCUCGGUCUUUCGCGCGAAUAUCUGUUGAAAGGUUUCAACGAGAAAAUAGUACAGGCAUAUUACGAGUACAUGGUGGACAUCGCUGUUAUUCUCGGGGCUAAUCCGGACCGAGCUCGCACUGAAUUAAAAGAAUCACUUGAAUUUGAAAUUAAGCUUGCAAAUAUCUCCCUGCCCAAAGAGAAACGACGCAACAUGACUCUCCUCUACAAUCCUAUGUCUGUGAAUGAAUUGUAUACGUCCUAUCCUAGUAUACCGUGGUGGGAAUACCUUAACACCAUCAUGGAACCGCAA